GUGCUGCACUGCAUCCAGAGGGCCUUGAUCCGCAGCCAGGAGCUGGGCGAUGAGAAGAUCCAGAUCGUCAGUCAGAUGGUGGAGCUGGUGGAGAACCGCACCAGGCAGGUGGACAGUCAUGUGGAGCUCUUCGAAGCCCACCAGGACAUCAGCGACAGCACUGGCAGCAGCGGCAAGACCGGCCAGGACAAGUCAAAGAGUGAAACAAUCGCUCAGGCAGACAAGCCGAAUAACAAGCGGUCCCGGAGGCAGAGAAACAACGAGAAUCGAGAGAAUGCAUCUAAUAAUCACGACCAUGAUGACAUCACCUCAGGAACGCCCAAGGAGAAGAAAGCAAAAACCUCAAAGAAGAAGAAACGCUCCAAGGCCAAAGCAGAGAGGGAAGCCUCUCCCGCAGACCUCCCCAUCGACCCCAACGAGCCCACGUACUGUCUGUGCAAUCAGGUCUCCUAUGGAGAGAUGAUCGGCUGUGACAACGACGAGUGCCCCAUCGAGUGGUUCCACUUCUCCUGCGUGGGACUCAACCAUAAACCAAAGGGCAAGUGGUACUGCCCCAAAUGUCGGGGGGAAAGCGAGAAAACAAUGGACAAAGCCCUGGAGAAGUCCAAGAAAGAAAGGGCUUACACCAGGUAGUGUGUGGACAUUCACACGUGAGAACAGACC
This is a messenger RNA of Chionomys nivalis (European snow vole), 663 nucleotides long. Its product is annotated as inhibitor of growth protein 1-like. NCBI's taxonomy places the organism in Eukaryota, Metazoa, Chordata, Mammalia, Rodentia, Cricetidae. The coding region runs from base 76 to 633 and encodes 185 amino acids. Gene Ontology annotation, cellular component: nucleus. The transcript has a single exon. The record is from RefSeq and is a predicted model, not a curated record. Gene Ontology annotation, biological process: positive regulation of DNA-templated transcription.